Molecule: messenger RNA, 555 nt
Organism: Carassius gibelio (silver crucian carp)
Lineage: Eukaryota; Metazoa; Chordata; Actinopteri; Cypriniformes; Cyprinidae
Product: fatty acid binding protein 1-B.1
Exons: 4
Coding region: 46-468 (140 amino acids)
Biological process (GO): fatty acid transport
Cellular component (GO): cytosol; nucleus
Molecular function (GO): fatty acid binding
Source: RefSeq, a predicted model, not a curated record
AUAAUUAUUAAUCUCUGUGUCUGACGAUAUAAAAGCGUCUUUCAAAUGCUCUGGAGUUACUCAACACAUUCACCGGUCACCAUGUCGUUCAGUGGGAAAUAUCAGCUGGAGAGUCAAGAGGGAUUCGUGGAGUUCAUGAAGGCCGUCGGUCUUCCUGAUGAUAUGAUUGAGAAAGGUAAAGAAAUCAAGAGCGUGUCUGAGAUUGAGCAGAACGGAGAUCAGUUCAAAGUGACCGUCACGACCGGACCCAAAGUCUUGACCAACAGCUUCACCCUCGGACAGGAGACUGAGAUCGAAACCCUGACCGGAGAGAAAGUCAAGGCUGUCGUGAAUAAAGAUGGAAACAAGCUGAAGGUCGUCCUGAACAAAAUCACAUCCAUUACAGAGCUGGUGGAUGAAAACACACUGGUCAAUACUCUGACUCUCGGCAGCCUCGUCUACAAGAGGAUCAGCAAACGCCUGGCGUAAAAGCAGUCCACUCUCUCCAUGAUCUGAGAAAAACAACAAUAUGACUGGAUUUGUUUUUUUUUUUAUUAAAGAUUUCUCAAAAUCUGA